AUGCCUCCUCCACGCGACGCUGAGCGCGGCGCUACACCCGACGAGCGGGCGCCCUUGCUUGCGGGUGCUACCGUGCCCGAGUACACGCGCGUACCACGGGACAGCAGCGAAGUACCGUCCGAGCCGGAACCACAGAAAGAGGUAUCACGAACAUGGCACUACGUGUGGCGGGGUUUCUUGGCGGUAUUCGCGAUUCUCGUGAUGGCCGUUUUUAUUAAAGGCUGGAUCGAUGCAGACGACGUCCAAUUUGAUCUCAAAGGCGCGUUGAAGCGCGCGCUGGGCGGUGGCCUCAGCGGCGCUGCAGCAAUGAUACUGCAAGUCCUGCUUCUGAUGCCCAUCCGGACCAUUAUGAACUACCAGUAUCGCCAUGGGACGUCGACGAGCACAGCGACAAAGACGCUGUACCGCGACGGCGGACUCGGCCGGUACUACCAGGGGCUGGGCGCGGCGCUGUUCCAAGGCCCUAUUGCGCGAUUUGGAGACACGGCUGCGAACGCGGGCAUCCUGGCGCUGCUGCAGUCGAAUGGGUUUCUCAAGCAGCUGCCGUCGCCCGUUCAGACGGUAUUUGCGUCGGCGUGCGCGGCGGCGUUUAGAAUGCUACUUACGCCGAUCGAUACUCUGAAGACUACGCUGCAGGCCCAGGGCUCUCCUGGCUGGGGCAUCCUGCGUCAACGUAUUAAAACAGAUGGUGUGGGCAGUCUUUGGUGGGGUGCAUUUGCCACUGCGGCCGCCACCUUUGUAGGACAUUAUCCCUGGUUUGCAGUCUACAACUUUCUCUCUGCAACCAUUACCGAACCAUCCAAGGAGCAGAUUGGAUGGUGGUUGCUGCGUGCGGCGAUCAUUGGCUUCUGUGCUUCGGUCGUGUCGGACACGGUGUCUAACUCUCUGCGAGUGGUUAAGACAUACCGCCAGGUCAACGACACGAGGAUCUCGUAUUCUGAGGCGGCAAGAAAGGUCAUCAGGCAGGAUGGGAGACUGGGGCUGUUUGGCAGGGGUCUCAAGACGAGGAUUAUCGCGAAUGGCUUACAGGGCAUCAUGUUUUCGAUUCUGUGGAAGUUGUUUUUGAAGAUCUGGGAGGAACGCACGUAG
This is a messenger RNA of Exserohilum turcica Et28A, 1089 nucleotides long. RefSeq lists its product as uncharacterized. NCBI's taxonomy places the organism in Eukaryota, Fungi, Ascomycota, Dothideomycetes, Pleosporales, Pleosporaceae. Bases 1 to 1089 code for a protein of 362 amino acids. The transcript has 2 exons. The record is from RefSeq and is a predicted model, not a curated record.